AUGGACUACGAGCCAAAAUACACCGUUAUCAUGCGAGGUCAAGAGUUUGUACUCACCAAAUCACAAAUCGAGUUCGACUCGCCUAAUUAUUUCUCAUCAUGCUUUCUUGGCGAUUUUCGCGAAGCCCAAUCUCGUAGCCUCGAGCUAUGCAGGAAUCCAGAUCUCUUCAGGAUCAUCGUGGAGUAUCUUUGCGGAUAUGAGGUUCUUCCUUUGAACGACAAACUCCUUCCUUCCUUCAUGUCGACUAAAAUGGGAUUGGAGAACUUGCGUAUCGAUGCCUUGUUCUAUCAGCUUGACGGAUUGGUCAAAGCUUGCGAAACAUUUGCUAAGCCACGCAUAUCUCAUCGAGUUCCCAAAAUGUCGUUCAUGUUACUUGGGUAUACAGCUUGGAACACUAAUAUUUUGAGUGAUACUGCCCCAAAGGGGAUCUCAGUGAGGGACAUAGCGUAUCUAAGCCCCGAAAAAGAUCAUUGGUACACCAUUGUGACAGAAGAUGUGUUUGUUCAGAUUGAACAGUUACAAUCGCCAAAUUCGUACAAUGACUUCCAGGGCUUCCGCAUAGUUGCUGCGAUGGAAGGUUAUACAAGAAAGAUGGCCGGAAAUUAUCGCCAGAAUGGCUGGAAAUUUGCAGGAUGGCGCAUUGAAAAUGUUGCUGGCCAGGGAAGUCAUCGGGCCACAGAAAUUCUGGUUGUACUAGCGAGUGUAGUGACUCCGAAAGAUUAG
This is a messenger RNA of Rhizoctonia solani, 723 nucleotides long. Its product is annotated as The BTB (BR-C, ttk and bab)/POZ (Pox virus and Zinc finger) domain. The transcript has 2 exons. The record is from RefSeq and is a predicted model, not a curated record. NCBI's taxonomy places the organism in Eukaryota, Fungi, Basidiomycota, Agaricomycetes, Cantharellales, Ceratobasidiaceae. The coding region runs from base 1 to 723 and encodes 240 amino acids.